CGGUGUAGUGGCCGCGGAGCCUGCGUGAGCGCGCGCGCGUGCGGCUGCGAGAGAUGGCGUGCUGAACAUCCGUCAGACCAAUAUGACGCCCCGACGGGCGCUGUUCUGGGCGGCGGCGGCCGUGACCUUGGCGGAGGUCAGGGCACAGGACUCUGAGUGUGGCUCGGGCGCCGCGGCGGCCGCCAUCGUGUUUGCGGUUUUGUUCCUGCUCAGUAUCGCUGUGCUGGGAUACGUGCUCUACAGAUACGUGUGGAAGCCUCGGCACAGCUCGGCGCUGGAGAAGGUGGUGCUGGCCGAAAACGGUCACGAGGAGAGUCGCUUCGCCUUCGACAACCCGUACUUCGAGGGCGACGACGACAUCGGCAACAAGAGUACGCUGCCGUCCACCGAUGUCCUCGCUGCCAGUGAAAAGACGAGCACGGCACGCAGCAACGACUCCAAGGCGGCCAGGAAGACUCCGUGGUCGCCGUUUGCCGUCUUCUCCACCAACCCCAAGAUAGAGCGUCGGCGCGCCUUCGACGACUCUUUCCUGGCGGAGCCGGAGCGCGUCAGCGUGCCUCUGCGGGGUCACGACUUCACCGGCCUUGGCUUCAACAUCUGCGGCAACAUGCGCGAGGGCAUCUUCGUCAAAGACGUGCUACACCGGGGCCCGGCCUCCGAGUCGGGUCAGGUCCGUGCCGGCGACCGCAUCACCGGCAUCACCGUGUCGUUCGCGCACGUGGUGUUUGAAGACGCGCUGACCAUCCUCAGCUACGCCUCGCCUUACGACGUGCAGUUGCACCUGGAGAAGGACGUGAUACAGAACCCGAAGAAGGCGGUGACGUCUCAACCUAGCUCGGCCAGCGAGCGGCUGUGCCACCCGUUCUACCGCAGCCAGAGCAUCGACGAUCUGACCAAGAUCGGGCGCACCAAGCUGCACUCGGCCAAGCGCUCUGCGCGCACCACCAUCAGUCACGGCCCGUCGUCCGAGACCGCCAAGUCAGAGAGCAGCAUCACCAACAAGGCGUCCUCAUUCAACGAGAAGCUGCUCUCGAAGGCGACCCCGCCAGCGGCGCGCGCAGAGACCACGCAGCUGGUGCAAAGGGAGCAUUUGGCGGCGACACUGCAAGAGCCGGGUGCCGGCGGCUACCGAGAGAUGGCGGUGGACGUGCCUGAUCAUGUGCUAGCAAUGGAUGCUAAGAAGAAGGCCGCCGACGCCGCCAAACUGAACCGGCUGGGUGUGAAGGUGCUGCCUGACGCGAGCGUCGCGGCGCCCUCCGGCAGUCAGGCUGACCCGGAGCGAGCCAGCCCGGCCACCGAGCGACACGCGGCGUCCAUACCGGCCGUUUCCGCCGUAUCGGUGGAGAGCGAGACGGCCGCCGGCGACGUCGAGCUGUCCGGCGCCGGCUCGUCUCGGUCCGGGGACGACUCGCCGCCGGCGGACGGCGACCAGAAAGGCGAGCGCUCCAAGUUCAAGAUGGGCAUCGCCGGCUUCGGCUUCAAGAAGCAGAAGGGAAAGGGUGACACGGGCGCACAGGCCAAGGUGGAGGCGCAGGUUCCGGCCGUUGAUGUUGAGGGUUCGGCGAAGAUUCCCGAUGGGGACGAGCGCUCGAAGAAGGCGGGAAUUUCAGGUAUCAACAUGAAGCUGCCCAAGUUUGGAGGAAGUAAGCCUGUUUUCGAGAAUGAGAAGUAUGUCAAGCGAAGUGAGGAGGAGGACGUCGAGAUACCUCAGCCAGUGGCCACUGAAGUCGAAAAGCUGAGGUCGACAAUGAACAACACGGCUAGAAAGCAGAGCGGGACAUCUAGUGCGUCAGGCUCCGAUGUGGAUGCGAUUGAGGUGGAUAACAGCUCUCACACCGACAACACGGAUAAGAAAGACUCUAGGUCCAAGUCGUGGGGCCUCAAGGGACUCAAGAAGGGCCUUGGACUUGGCAGGAAAUCGGACAGCGAUGAGAAGGAUCGCAAGACCAGUUCCAGCUCUAGCUCCGGCGAGGAAAACAAGGAAUCAUUGCAGACUGAAAUUCCACCAGAGAUGCGUUUGGCGGCAGGCGUUGCCCAGGAGAGGAGGAACAGGAGGACGAGGAAAGACUCGGGAAGUUCCUCCAGCUCGGAUGAAGAGAAACGGGUCGUGAACAAGCCUAUUUCUCCGCAGCCAAUCGAGGUUGAGGUGAAAGUCGCGGAUAAGCCUUUGUCCUCGAUGCUGGCCGAUAGAGCCGAGGUAGAGGAGGACGUGCAAAAAGAAGUGCGCAAAGUGGAAACCGACGUAGAGAACGUCGAAAUACCGCGCGCGGAAGUUAACAAAAUCGAGGUGCUGAAGGAGGUCCUAUCCAUGACCCCCAACAAAGAAGUCAAGCGGAAACGGCCGGAGGUGGACAUGGAAGACGCCGUCUCGGAGACCGUAGAGCGGAGCACGGUCCAGCGGUCCACAGCCGCGUCCGGCUCGGCCGACAGCCUGCCGCGCAUCACCGGCGAGGUUACGGGGCUUGUGGAGGUCGGCGAGCGCAAGCGCAAGCCGGAGCCGGCGCGCGCGCCGCCGGCCGGGUCGUCCUCGUCGUCGUCCUCGUCAUCGGACGAGAGAGAGGACGGCGCCGCUCAGCAGAAGCGCGCCAAGCGGCUGCGGAAGCGGCGCAGCGAGAGCGGCAGCUCGCCGGAGCGCGGCGCCAGCGGGCUCAGCUCGGACGAGGAGAAGGCGGGCCGGCUGGGCCGCGCGCCGCGCAGCAGCACAGAGGUCAGCGUCGACACCUCGUCGACGGAGCCUCUCAACACGAGCACGCCCGUCAAGCGGCCGGCCGGCGACGAGCGUGACCGCAAGUGCGCCUCGAUGGGCGACCUGUACCGGCUCGGCCCAGCGGCGCCCGACUCGCCGCCUCUCGAGCGCGCCGUUUCGCUCGAGUUGCGCAAUGCUGAGCCGGAGCGCGGGCUCAAGCGCGCCUCGGUGGCCGAUGCAGAGGCGCUCAGCUGCCUGCAGGAGCCGCAGCUCGACCUGAGUCGCGUGGGCCGGCCCGAGGAGGAGCGCCCCCUGCAGAGCUCAUCCGGCUCCGACGGCCGCACACAGAUUGAGGUGGUGCCCGAGGCGGAGGAGCGGCGCGCGCCCCCCGCCGCCAGCGCCGGCCUGUCAUCCACAGUCGUGAUGCUGAAUCAGUCAACCGAGGAUGUGACGGUCAUCUCGACCGAGGCGAGCGUGAGCGGCCAGUGGGUGACGGCCGAGGAGGGGGACACGAUCUUGGCUGCGGCCGCCGGCGGCUCGCGCCGCUCGUCCGCCUCGUCCUCGACCUCCGACUCGUCCGAGCGGAUGGAGAUCGAUGAGGGCACGCAGACAUCGGCUGCCGGGCUCGACCUGGACUCGUCCGACGCCAACUACGUGUCCGUGUCCUCGGUGACAGUGGGAGACGAUACGAUGGUUCCGCCGCCUGGUGGCGAGCUGGUGCUACCAUCUGUCGAGACCCGCUUCACCAGCUCGGCCAUAAUCGGCGGCGGCGAAAGUGUGACAUACCUGACGCAGACCGAGGUCGGGGCACCCUCGAGUCUCGUGGAGGUUGUGUCGGGUGAGGUGCUGACAAGCGCCGACAUGGAUAGAGACGAGAACAACCACGACGACGGAAAGCGAUCCAGGAAUCGUUCCACAUCCUCCUCCUCCUCUUCCUCUUCGUCAAGCUCCAGCGAUGAGGGCGAGUCGUCGCGGCGAAGACGCACCUUCACCAACGAGUCGCUGGGCGAGUCGGCGUAUGCAUCCGCGCCGCAGGAUUCGGGGUCCGUCGCCUCCGUCUGCGGCGGUCGCCGCAGACGCAUCGGAAACGUCCCCGGACUCGGAGGCCCACCGGGCGCUUCUCCGCGGCGACAGCAAGACGCGCCUGCUGCAGACGGUGCUGGACGCGCACGAAAUCAAGGUGACCCCGGUGCACAAGGACCGGCGCAACAGCGGCUCGGCCACGUCGCCGCUGAGCGUCGAGGUAUCGAGUCUGAUUGCGCCGCCGACGAGGCCGCGGCCGGCGCCGGCGGCCGCCAGCCCGUCCGGCCGGGAGGUGAUCGAGAUCAGCGAGGACGAGCUGGACGCUGUGAUGCCGUCGCACCGCGACUACCUGCUGCGCCAGGCCGAGCGACUCUCGCAGUCGCCGCGCGCGCCGGCCGACGACGGCUGGCCGGCGGACGCCGACGCGACCGACGCGCCGCGGCCGGAGAACGGCGACGGCGUGGGGUGGAAGGGGCGGCCGCGCGCCGCCGAGCUGGCCGACGGUGCCGUCUCCACGACGCUGAUCAUCGGCGAGCCGCGGCUCUCUGGCUCGGUCACGGCCACCGUGAUCGGAGGUGGGCCCGUAUCACCGCCGCCGGCUCUCCAGCCGCUGUCUGAGUAGGCCGCCCGCGGUGAUCGGUCGGUGGCCAUCGACCGCGCCCCGGGGAUGAGGCGCGGGGAGGUGCCCGGCCGGUCCCCCAACCGCGAGCUCAGGGGCGCUGGAACACGAGGUGCCGGUCUGCUGGCCACGGGAGACCUCCGGCGGUGCGGUGGAGGACCGCUGCGCCCACUUCAGGCAGAACUUCCGGCCCUUCGAGACGGGCCCCCGGGCGGGCCAGCGCCUUGCCCGGUCCCUCCAGCACGUGCGGACCGGGCGGUCGUGCCUCGCCGGUCGAGAGCGUCCUAGGUCUGCGGUCCACUGGAGCCGGGGUGACCAGCCUCCCCCGCCGAUCACAUGCUCACCACUAAGGUGCUCAAUCGUAGCGGGCAGAAUCAUGCCGUGUCGCGUCCUCGGUGUGACACGACUUCACGGCGUGCGACUGUAUGUUUUGGGGAUGGGACGAAAUUUGUGAAAAGUUUGUUGAAUGAAGAAUGCGAGGUGAAUGCGCGUGAAAUUGUUAACGGUAGUGAUUGCAUGCGCGCUGAGAUGAUUUCGCGAGGUACCAGAUAUUACACUCGAGUCUAUCGUACUGUUUCUACGGCAUACAGCGCAUCAUAUUUUUAAUUAGGGUAUGCAAGCAUGCAUGCGUUUGAUUGCGAAAAUCAGGUACCGAACUGCGUGAAUCAAACUAUUUCGAAUCACCAACAUCCCGAAUCCACUGACUUGCAUCCAAAGUGCAAAGAUUGGCGGGCCGGGAACAUUGUAUAAAUAUGCUGCGUACGUUAUCACUUCGUGCGUAGCGGGUAUGUAAGAGGCAUCGGUGCAUUGACACUUGCCUUUGGUCAUGCAAGUAGUUAUGCAGCGCAUGUGCGAAUGGUACUCGGAUGGCGUGGAUGCCUGUAGAUUUAGACAAUCGUUCGCUUUCGAGAACUGUGCCAUGAACGGAUUUCGUGUUAUCCCUGCCUAUUUGUCUGAUUAUCGGCGUCCCCUGUAAAUUCGUCCGUGCUCUUUGUCUUCACAUGGUGGAAAGUUACGUCCCACCGCACACCCAUGAUUUUAGUCAUCGAAAAGUUAUCUCGUGUGAUUUUCAAAUACCAAUUGCUCAAGCUACUCGCAACAUUCGUGCCUUGAACCAUGGUUGUGUGUUACAGAUGUCAUGUGGUCUUCCGAUGGUAUUUCAGCAGGUUCGCAUUCCACAGAGCGGUAGUAUGCAUAGGUACGGGCCGCUCAGUACCCGGUCGGCGUGCUUUGUGCUGCCCUGCAAUGGUAUGGGAAAUAAAGCAUCACGCACAACUGUCGCGAA
Pollicipes pollicipes is the source of this 5613-nucleotide messenger RNA. RefSeq names its product dentin sialophosphoprotein. The transcript is spliced from 8 exons. The record is from RefSeq and is a predicted model, not a curated record. Gene Ontology annotation, cellular component: nucleolus. NCBI's taxonomy places the organism in Eukaryota, Metazoa, Arthropoda, Thecostraca, Pollicipedomorpha, Pollicipedidae. The coding region runs from base 83 to 4327 and encodes 1414 amino acids. Gene Ontology annotation, molecular function: protein binding.